AUGAAAUCACUAGACUUGGUUGAUAGUAACUUAAUUAAAGAGGUAUCAGAAAAUCAUAGAAAUAAAACAUCAGGUAGAGGAAGAGAUAAAUCUGUUGCCAUUCCAAAAAGAAAAAAGAAACUACUGCAAGAUGUUUACGAAGAUGAUUAAGCCGGCUAAACUCAUUAUUCAAGUAGUACUGGUAGGUAGGGUCUCUUUGGAAUGGGAUAAUAGCAUAAAAGACAAAGCAUUUCUAGUAGAAGGAGUAAGUAAAAUCUUGAGGAGUAGAGGUAAGGUUCACCCAUGUAAAUUCGAAAAUCAAUUAAAAAGAAAAAUCUGCUAUUAGGCCAAAAUGUAAAUCUGCCUUAAGCCAGCAACCUUCAAGAAGUUGGAAUAUUCAAAAAUUUCUUGCUAUAAAAUGAUUCCUAAUACAUAGAAUAUGCUAAUUGCGAGUUUGUCCAGAACCUACUUGACACCUAGAUGAUGAAAGAAAAUAUGAUAUCCUUUAUGGCUCAACUUAUGGGGAACGCCACAUCCAAAGACAAUUUCUUUUUAAAAACUAGGCUUGCUCUCCAAGAUACACUCACUCUCUUUUACAUAGCAAAAAAUAUAGGCUAAAACAGUUCAGUUGAAUUUUACUUGCCAAGACUAGUAGAAAUGAUAGCAGACCUUCUGGAUAUUGAGCGCUGUAGUAUUUAUCUUUAUGAUAGAAUUAAAGAUGAGAUUUAUUGCAAAGUAAUAACUGGAAGGAUGAAAGAUCCUAUAAGUUUUAGCAGAAUGAGUCAUAAUAUUUUAUGCGAUGUAUUCAACAGAGGUGAUCCAAUUUUCAUUAAGAAUGCUUAAAUAGAAGAUAUUAGGGAUAAUCUCGGAGAUUACAACUAAAUAGACUUAAAACUUCAUCAAGUAACCAGAAAUUUAAUGAUUAUACCAAUAAAACUAGGAAACAAUGCUGUUGGUUGCAUUGAACUAGCCAAUAAAAAAGGUACUUAAGAAUUCACUGACCAUGAUUAAUCUAUUAUUCAAUAAAUCUGUGAUGAAAUAGCAAGAGGACUCAUUUCUUACGAAAUGAAGUUUAACAUAAAAAAAGAAUUUGAUGAGGAGUUAAAGUAAGUAAAGGGAUUAAUGGGUGAAACUUAUCAAUAAAUUCUAAUUCCAAUUGUAAAUGAUCUUAGUGAAAUGAUUAGAAGUUUGCUCUAAGCUGAGAGAGUAGUCAUGUUUUUGCACAACAGGGAUAUAGACCAUCUCUACUCAUUAGCUUUAACUUCUGAGAAUUAAUCAUAAAAUAACCAGUUCUAAAGUACAUUUAGAAUUGAUACAAUAAGAAUGAAAUCGAAUCUGGGGCUAGCAGGGAAAGCUUUCACUUCUAUGACUAUAAAAACUGAAAACUAAGCCUCAGACUCUAAAUAUCUUACUUAGGAUGAGAAAGAUCUUGGAAAGUUAAAACUCUAAGCUAUUUAAAAUGUGAUGGCAAUACCUAUCCUGGAAAAAUAAAACAACACACCAAUUGCAGUGAUGUAAAUAUAUAAUUACGAAAAUACUAAAAUUGAAGAAGGGAUACUAUGGAGUUUCUCUAACUUCUUAUCCUCAGUACUUUUCACUCUUGACUUAUAAUAAGGAGUGUACUUGACUUAGGAUGUGCUUGAAGCAUAAUUUAACUUGAUAAAUGAUGGAGUUAUAAUAUUGAACACUACAGGGAUUGUAACUAAAGUAAAUAAGUCAUCAUAAAUAUUAUUUAACACUACACCGGAAAUAGCUGUGGGUAAGCAUAUUACUGAGUUACUUACUGCAAAUAAUAAUCACUUGUUUAAUGCUUUCAAAGAGUAAGAUUAUCAAGAUUAAUAGUUAUAGGGUAAUUGA
Molecule: messenger RNA, 1836 nt
Organism: Stylonychia lemnae
Lineage: Eukaryota; Ciliophora; Spirotrichea; Sporadotrichida; Oxytrichidae
Source: the annotation of a GenBank genome assembly